Messenger RNA from Brettanomyces bruxellensis, 1689 nucleotides. It is a transcript of the gene THI7, whose product is annotated as thiamine transporter thi7. Bases 1 to 1689 code for a protein of 562 amino acids. Gene Ontology annotation, biological process: transmembrane transport; nucleobase transport. The record is from RefSeq and is a predicted model, not a curated record. NCBI's taxonomy places the organism in Eukaryota, Fungi, Ascomycota, Pichiomycetes, Pichiales, Pichiaceae. Gene Ontology annotation, cellular component: plasma membrane. Gene Ontology annotation, molecular function: nucleobase transmembrane transporter activity. The transcript has a single exon.
AUGAGCCAGGAAAACGAAGAGACUUGUGAUAACAGAGGAACUUUUAAAAAAUGGUUUUCAUUUCUAGAAGUUCCACAUAAAGGUGAAGAGAAGCCAUCCUUUCUAAGAAAUGAUGAUUUAUUACCCAUCAGAAAAGAAGACCAAACUUGGGGGUUCUGGUCCAAUUUUGCGUAUUGGGGAAUUCUUUCAUUCAACGUAGGAACAUGGAUGGCGGCAAGUAGUGCUCUUACCUACGGUCUUAGCUAUGCAGAUAUUAUUGGAGCAUUCAUUUUGGGGGAUGUUGUGACAAUAAUCUUUACGCUAGCAAAUUCGUAUCCUGGAUGUGAUUGGAAAGUUGGCUAUACUGUUACUCAAAGACUUGUGUUUGGCAUCUAUGGUUCGGCUAUUGGUGUUUGUGUCAGGGUUCUUGUUUCUAUUGUGAAUUACGGUUCUACGGCAUGGGUUGGCGGUUUAUGUGUUAAUAUUGUUCUUGAUUCUUGGUCAGAUAAGUAUCUCAAUAUGAAGAACACGCUCCCUUCAAAUGUGAACAUGACUUCAAAGGAACUUAUUGGUUUUGCAAUAUUUCAUCUAAUUACGAUUUUCUUUUACUUUAUGAAGCCAAGGAAGAUGAACUAUGUUUUGAUAUGGUCAUGUGCUGCUUGUGGUAUCAGUAUGCUUGGUAUGGUGAUUUAUCUCUGUACUAAAGCAGGAGGAGCUGGUUCAUCCUUUUCCGCACCUGCAACAAUUCAUGGCUCACAAUGGAGUUGGAUGUUUUGUUAUAUGAUAUCCUAUUGGUUUGGCUCCGUCUCUCCUGGAUCGACAAACCAAAGUGACUACUCUAGGUUUUCUAGUAACAAGACAGGCCUUUGGUUGGGAACUAUAAUUGCUUUGUUAAUUCCUACAACAAUCGUUCCAAUAUUUGGUGUUUUGGGCGCUUCUGCUUCUAAGCAACUUUAUGACCAGAAUUGCUGGAUGCCCACUGAUAUUUUAGAGCAUUGGAUGAAUGAUGGUUACUCUUCAGGUGCAAGGGCGGCUUCAUUUUUUUGCGGAUUAUCAUUCAUGUUUACUCAGAUAGGUUAUGCAAUUAAUGCAUGUGGGUUUGCGGCAGGUAUGGAUUUGUCCGGUUUGCUUCCAAAGUAUAUAAACAUUAUUCGGGGAGCAAUAUUUACUGCCUUACUUUCCUGGGCUGUACAACCGUGGAACUUUUAUAAUUCCAACUCUACAUUUCUAACGGUUGUAUCCUCGUUUGGUGUUAUUAUGACUCCAAUUAUUUCAGUCAUGAUAGCAGAUAAUUUCUUGGUUCACAAGAGGAGGUACGCUAUCAGUGAGGUUUUUAAAUUGAAGGGAGAAUAUUAUUACAGUUAUGGCUUCAAUUGGAGAGCCAUCAUAGCUUCAAUUUGUGGAAUUGCACCAGGAAUUCCAGGAAUUAUCUGGCAAGUUGAUCAAGAUGCUUUUAACGAUAAUGGAAUUGUCAAUUUUUACUAUGCUGAUUCCUUUACGUCAUUUGCAAUUUCCUUUUUUUUGUAUUGGGUACUAUGUAUUUUGUUUCCUUUCAAAAUUGGUAAAGAGCAAGACGAAGAAGAUUACUAUGGCUCUUUUACCAAAGAGGUUGCCAUAAAAAAAGGAAUGAUACCUUAUGAUGAUUCUAAGGAUAUCAGUUUUACCGACGUUGAGCCAAUAGACAGGAAGAAGAAUACGCACAAAAGUUAA